Molecule: messenger RNA, 3812 nt
Organism: Wallemia mellicola CBS 633.66
Lineage: Eukaryota; Fungi; Basidiomycota; Wallemiomycetes; Wallemiales; Wallemiaceae
Product: Pkinase-domain-containing protein
Exons: 3
Coding region: 1-2547 (848 amino acids)
Biological process (GO): protein phosphorylation
Cellular component (GO): nucleus
Molecular function (GO): cyclin-dependent protein serine/threonine kinase activity; ATP binding
Source: RefSeq, a predicted model, not a curated record
AUGAACGAUUCAAGGGAUGAGAAUAAUAAAAAUAAAAAAUUACUAUCAACAUACCAUAGAUUCAAAGGUUGCUCUCUCUUAGACCAGGAAUACACACUCGCAGACAAAAUUGGCCAGGGUACAUUCGGUGUCGUAUUCAAAGCGACGUCCAAGUCAACCAAGCAAGUCGUCGCUAUAAAGAAGAUCCUCAUACAUACAGCCAAAGAUGGUUUCCCUACUACCUCCAUACGCGAGAUCUCGUUCUUGAAACUACUCAAUCAUAGAAAUAUCGUUCAACUCGUCGAUAUGUCAUUCUCUAAAGAGAACUCAAAUCCGAUGUUCUACAUGGUAUUCCCUUAUAUCGACCACGAUCUCACCGGUUUAUUAGAGAGACAAGAUUUUAAUCCUUCUACUUCACAAAUAAAACUCUACAUGCUGCAAUUAUGCGAAGGUACGGCUUUCAUGCACGCCAACGGCGUUUUGCAUCGUGAUAUGAAAGCAUCAAAUAUUUUGAUAUCAAACGAUGGUAGUCUCAAAAUUGCUGAUUUCGGUUUAGCACGUAUUUGCCAUAAAUUACAACAAAAGAACUCCAAGUCCAAGUCGAGAAACUACACAAAUAUGGUAGUAACCAGGUUUUAUAGACCACCUGAGCUUAUACUUGGUGAGAAGAACUCUUGGGGUGAUUACGGACCUGAAAUUGAUAUUUGGGGUCUUGGUUGCAUAUUCGGUGAAAUGUUCACUCAUAAGCCAAUUCUACAAGGUCACACCGACAUUGAUCAGCUAAAACGCAUCUUUGAACUCUGCGGUGAUCCAACUAGUGAAUCUUGGCCUGGUUGGGAAACUAUUAAAGGUCAAUAUAGCAUAGAUAUAAAAACAUUCGGUUACAAAAAUGGUAACCUCAAAGAGAAAUUUAUGAGAUACAACAAUUUUGAUCUUUCAGCAUUGGAAUUACUCGAGAAACUCCUAACGAUGGACCCAAAGAGGAGGAUAUCAGCCAAGGAUGCCCUCAAAUUGGAUUACUUCUGGACAAAACCGUUGCCGAUGAAGAAAGAAGACGUCAAACCACUACCUUCAUCGCACGAGUAUGAUAGUCGAAAGCAGAUGCAAGCAAAGCAGUAUACUUCUACUCAGAAGGCAAGACCUCCAGUGAAUACCCAGAUGCAGCAACCAUAUAUGUCGCAAAAAAUGCCAUCUAGUGGCUCACAAUUUAGCUCAAGACCUUUACCUGCUUAUAGACCACCGGGAGGUCAAUUCAGUGCGCGACCUGCUCCACCAUCUGGUUUUAGGGGAUCACACCAGCGUGGACCGCGCCCACCAUCCGAUAAUCCGUAUGGCCGUCCAUCCACAAACCAGAUGAAUACCGCUCAAAAUCCACCUAUCAAUCCCUACUCUGCCUAUUCUCGUUCGUCUCACGGUAGACCGCCUGUGCAGGGGAGACCGUUCGGUAAUGACAGGAGAAGUCAACCAGCGCAGCCACCUCCACCUCGUUUUUCGAAACCUCGCGAUGAUGAUAUUGUCGUGGAUUAUGGUGCACCUGAUUAUGGGCCAUCAGAUGGCAGAAAACGUGAAAGAAGGGAACCAAGUCCGAGAAGAUCACUAGAGAGACCAGUAAAUCGUCGCCCAGAUGAAAAGAAGGAAGAUAGACGGUCAGAUGUGCUUCCAAAAGCUGAAAAUGGACAACCACCACCACCAAAACAGCUGCCUCCAAAGCAAAAUAUACCUCCGCCACCUGUCGAGCCGAAGGAUUCACCUGCGAGGUCUGGAUCGGUGCGAGAUUCAAAAGUGUCUUUGGUGCCUCCAGACAGUGCAGGCGAAGAGAGGAUGUCUAUUGAUCUACCAUCACGUAAAGAAAACAUUAACAGACCAGAAGAUCCUGCUGGUACAAGCCAGACAAAAGGCAUAGCUAGACGUCCGUCUAUGACGAAGAAUUCUGAGAGUCUGAAUCAACGUAGGGGGUCGAAGGAUAGCCGUGAUGACCGUGAUGAGUACUCAAGAUAUGACGCAAGGAACCCAUACGAUAGGCGAGACAGAGAGCGUGAUUGGGAUAGAGCAACAGAUUAUGGCAACAACUAUGAUUAUGAUUAUGAUUAUGACUACGAUAGAGGUGGGAAUUACGCGGAUAGCGGCUAUCAUCGCAAUGACAGAGGCUAUAGACCAAUGAACAAAAAGCCACGCUAUGAUAGCCGCGCCGAACAUAGACAUCAUCCUGAUAGCGAGUAUGCUUACAAGCAGCAGUCAGGACAAGGAGGAUUCAACCGUGAAAGAAGUCAUUAUAGGGGUGCAGGACCGCGUCAUGGUGGUAUAAGUAGGACACAACCUUACCAGCCAUAUCCAGAUCAUGAUCGAACACCUAUGGAUUUGCCAUCAAGGCCAACGGACUCUGGGAAUCCCGACGAAAAGGCAGUCAAUGAGAGUAGAAAUCACUAUACGCAUGAUAUACAACGCGGUAAAACUGAUAACGACGCUAACAAUACCAGUCACCGUAAUGAUGACACAUACACACGCCCGCGCGCUCAUACUAGCCAUACUGAGAGACAUCAAAAUGAAGAAGGCGAGAUAGCUCCAUAAGUUGCUUUCCUUAGAAAACAACUGUAAACCAUAAUAUUUGUAAUAGUUCAUAUUAAGUAACUUUAUUUUAUUUGUAGUAAGAAAACGACAAGUCAUAAGGAAUUAAAGGACAUAGCAUAUUUAAGAUUAUACCACACUAAAUUUAUUAGCAUCCAUGCAUUUAAUCAUUCUGCUUUUUUGAAAUUUUUCUAUACAAGUCGUUUCUGGAUUUCUUGAGCUGUUGAGGUGCCCUUUUGGAUAAUACCUUGUGCAGAGUUUGUGUCUACAUCUGCGAGUUUCUUUGCACGUUCGAUCAAACCUUCAACUUCUUUAGUGAGAGUGUCUAUAGCCGCGCUGUAUCCCUUCUCCCAUCUUCUUUGUGUCAAAUCGGCUAAAGCAUCUGUACCAACGAAGGCUUGCCAAGAUGCAAUACCGUUAUUUUUAAGUUCGUCUGCUAUUUCAUCUUUAAUACGUCUUGGUAAGCCCACACCUUGGUAUCCAAGCGCGGUGUAGAGUUGGACAAGCGAUGCGCCAGCUCCUGCAAACUUGAGAGCAUCCUUACCAGAUGAGAUACCACCACAUCCUACGAGUGGUACUUGACCAUCUGUUGAUAUGUACAACUCCUUAAGUGCCUUUACGGACUUCUCGAGAAGUGGUUUGCCGCUCAAACCGCCAACUUGAGUCUUGUUUUCCGAGGUCAAACUUGAGGGUCUGUCGAUAGUGGUGUUGCUAACGACUACACCAUCAAUUCCUACAUUCUUAGCAGCCAAUCCAACGUCUUCGAGUUCAUCACUGCCUAGAUCUGGUGCGACCUUAACGAGGAUAGGGAGUUUGUUUGAUAAUUUCUGACGUUCAUCUACCACACUUGAGAGAAGGUUUUCAAGUACGCUUCUUCUCUGCAUACCGCGCAAACCCGGUGUGUUUGGUGAGCUGACGUUGAUAACGAGCAUAUCGGCGAAUGGACCAAGCGUCUUGACACCCUUAACGUAAUCACUCACGUCAUCCGCACCUGUCGUCUUGUUCUUGCCGAGAUUCAAACUGAGGAUCCUGCCAUUACGUAGCGAGCUAGGCAAGCCAAAGUGAGUAGUAGCCUCGUUGGCGCUGAACAAACCUGAUUGUAAAAGUGUGUUUGUUGUCUCUGUAUCCGCGUUACUGGUGAUGAACUUUCUCAGUCUUUGUCUCAGACGUGCUAAUACUGUUAAGUGACCGACGGAGUUGAAGCCGUAACGAUUGAUGACUGCCUCAUCAUCCUCUAAUCUAAACAUACGUGGUUUGUCGUUUCCUGA